AGUCGGUGGAGAGGAAUUAAUAACACCUCACGUCGUCUCUCUCUCUCUCUCUCUCUCUCUCUCUCUCUCUAUCGAGUUUCUAUUAAACCUCAGUCGAUAAGCAGUGUGAGUGGGUGUCAGUCUCUCGCUAUUCUCUUACCAUCGAGGGGGUGUUCUGAGAUCACAUUGAACAAUGGUGAAGGCUGUUGUUGUUCUUAACAGCAGUGCAGGUGUCAGUGGCACCCUUUACUUUACCCAAGAAGGAGAUGGUCCAACUGCGGUAACUGGAAGUGUCUCUGGUCUUAAACCUGGGCUUCAUGGCUUCCAUGUCCAUGCGCUCGGUGACACAACAAAUGGUUGCAUGUCAACUGGACCACAUUUUAAUCCUGCUAACAAGGAGCACGGUGCUCCCACGGACGAGAACCGUCAUGCUGGUGAUCUAGGGAAUAUUGUUGUUGGUGAAGAAGGUACUGUUAGCGUCAACAUUUCUGACGUUCAGAUUCCUCUCAGUGGACCAAACUCGAUCAUUGGAAGGGCAGUUGUAGUCCAUGCUGAUCCUGAUGACCUUGGAAAGGGUGGACAUGAGCUUAGCAAGUCCACUGGAAAUGCUGGCGGCAGAAUCGCCUGUGGAAUUAUUGGUCUCCAGGGUUGAUUAGCGGAUUGUUACGUUGUCUCGGAUUAAAUGCUCAGUACCAUGAAAGUCUCCAUUUUGACUUUUGGGAUUAGCUAGAUGAUAGUGAAGAAAGAUCACUAGAAUAAAGUAGGGCACCAUUUUUUAAUCAGUGGUUGUUUGGUGUGUGCUCAAAUUUGUAUUUGCGUGUUUCAUCACUGUUGUUUUAGAGUUCCCUUUCUUUAAUAGCAACGCUAUGUUAUGUGUGUUGCCAUUCCUUCA
Messenger RNA from Macadamia integrifolia, 871 nucleotides. Its product is annotated as superoxide dismutase [Cu-Zn]-like. The record is from RefSeq and is a predicted model, not a curated record. Lineage: Eukaryota; Viridiplantae; Streptophyta; Magnoliopsida; Proteales; Proteaceae. Bases 173 to 631 code for a protein of 152 amino acids. The transcript is spliced from 8 exons. Gene Ontology annotation, biological process: removal of superoxide radicals. Gene Ontology annotation, molecular function: copper ion binding; superoxide dismutase activity.